This is a messenger RNA of Spizellomyces punctatus DAOM BR117, 837 nucleotides long. RefSeq lists its product as uncharacterized. The record is from RefSeq and is a predicted model, not a curated record. The transcript has 2 exons. Bases 54 to 662 code for a protein of 202 amino acids. Lineage: Eukaryota; Fungi; Chytridiomycota; Chytridiomycetes; Spizellomycetales; Spizellomycetaceae.
GUCGCUUUUGGCUCCUCGAGGUUCCGGCUCAUUGGAAAAAGUGGUGGUCGUCCAUGCCGCAGCUUACGACCGAGCUCCUGGCCACCCUGGAAGCUAAAGAUGUAUUACCGACUAUCGACCGCAAUACUCAAAGAGGAGAAGUGGCUAUCCUUCCCCAGUUAAAACCCAGACGAAAUGGCAGUGGUUUGACCCUGGGGAUUGUGACGUUCAACGACAAAAAGAUGGCUGGCAGUGAUGGAACACUCACUAUUAUGACCGAGAAGGCACCCGAAGCUUCAACAAACGAUGAUGGAAUGGUGUCCAUUCGAGUUGCGAGUGAUUGCGGUGGCUCAUGGGAACCCCUUGAUGGCGACAGGACUACCUCUGCUCGUCCCGGGACGGCGGCGGUCCAAGCUAUCCGUUUACGUCCAACCCCCAUUCCUGUGCGUGACUUUCUUUCUAUAGUUGAGAGAGCCAACAGAGCAUGUCCGCCGGCUUUUCCGUUAUCAAAGCCACCGCAUAGCCCAGGCAGCGCCGUAUCAAGAAGACCUACUACCAGUUUUCCAAAUGGUGCGUCGAAGCAGAGUCGAAAGACUAGCCUGCCGCAAAAGGUGCCUAUAAAACUACCAAGGAUGCAUAUACUUCCUCAAUGGGAGAGUAAGUGGAAUUAUGUUGGACGAUGACGAAAGUUUUUAUACUGGGGUUUCUAUACGGGUGUUUAUAGUAAGUGUAUCUAGAACAGAUUCUGUUCUGCUUUAUCGUAACAUUGGACAAAGGUCGGUAAAUCAUAAUGCGGAUGUGCAUAGCGUACGAUAUAUUCCGUGUAUGUCAACUUAUAAUAAAACAUUUCAUUUUGAC